This is a messenger RNA of Agelaius phoeniceus (red-winged blackbird), 4347 nucleotides long. Lineage: Eukaryota; Metazoa; Chordata; Aves; Passeriformes; Icteridae. The record is from RefSeq and is a predicted model, not a curated record.
UGUCUUUCAAUUCUGGAGAGUGUUCUGCCUCACAGGUGCUCUGGCUUUCUACAGCUGCUGAGUUCUUGUGCAGAACUCAACCCUUGCGUGAUUUGGUCUUGGUUCUGCAGAGCUGGUAAUCAGAGGGGUGCCUGUGUGGCUCCUGGUGGGUGCUGAGAGCUCAGCUGUGCCUGUGAUUCUGAACUCACACAUGAAUGAAAUCUGAACACAGGGAAGUGAAAUGCCAAGGCUGAGGUACUUAACUCAAAACUGCUUUUUUCUUCCAGGGAAAAUGCUUCAUGAGAUUAAAAGCCUUGUUAUUGAGGACCCAAAAUACUGGCUGGAUAUUAUCUCUGUUUGGAGAAAGCUUCAUGGACACGAGGGGAAAACAGAUAAUGGCUCUAUAGAAAAUGCAUUGGCUCUGAAGAGAAAGUCAGAAGAAGAGACAAAUACUGCAAGUAAAAGGCAAAAAACGGAACAAGUGAGGGCAAUUGUGUCUGAGGAGUGUCAGGUGGGAGCUGGAGAGACCUGUGAGGCACCAGCCAGAAUGAGCAGGCAGGAGUGCUGGGCUGAGAGCAGGACUUGCUCAGAAUUGCCUUCCAGGGGCAGUGGAGAGGAUCCUGCUGCCAAUGAGGAGCUUGGCUUCAGCUUCAGAGUGUCGUGUCGCUGCAGUGGAGCAAUUGCCAGAAUACUGACUUCACAGGAGGUCGGCAGAGCCCUUGGCACGGCGCUGGUGAAGCAGUGCGGGUGGCGUGCAGAUCUGCGGGACCCUGACCUGGAGAUCUUUGUACACCUUAAUGACAUUCACUCUGUGGUGGGGAUUCCUCUUUUCAGGCUUCCAUUGGCAAACAGAGAGUAUAUCAGAACAGCAGGACUGCGGUCAACAGUGGCAUGGGCCAUGGCAUCUCUGGCUGAAAUCAGGGCUGGUGCCCUUGUGCUGGAUCCCAUGUGUGGGCUAGGAACCAUCCUGCUGGAGGCUGCCAAGGAGUGGCCUGAAGCCUGGUACUGGGGUGCUGAUAUAAGUGACUCGCAGUUAGAGGGUGCAGAUGGCAAUAUCAGAGCUGCAGGCUUGGUGGAUAAGAUUGAGCUGCUGAAAGUUUCUGUGACAGCGCUGCCAUUGCCUUCAGAAAGCUUUGACAGCGUUAUUUCAGAUAUUCCGUUUGGGAAGAAGUUCAAGACCAUGAGUGAUGCCCAGCUCCUACCAGAUCUUCUCCAGGAAAUGGAAAGAGUGCUUCGAGUUGGAGGGACCCUGGUGUUGCUGCUGAGCCAGGAGCUCCACAGACGCAUGGAUGGUUUGACCAGGAGUGCUGGAGGUGGCCCUGCUGAGGCCUCUGCUGACAGUGACAGUGGAGCACAGGCCAUGGAUGGUUCGACCAGGUGUGCUGGAGGUGACCCUGCUGAGGCCCCUGCACAGGCCAUGGAUGGUUUGACCAGGUGUGCUGGAGGUGACCCUGCUGAGGCCUCUGACAGCAGAGCAGCCCUGAGUGUGGAUGGGAAUUCCUCCUCCUUGGCCCAGAGGGGUGGAGAAGCCAUUCUCAGCAGACAUUUUGGGUCUCUGCUGCCAGAGGGUGUUUAUGCUGUUAGCCUGGGCAAGACUGAUGCUUUCAUACACAAAUACAGGAAGGUGUCUGGGACUGGGAGCAGCAGAACUGGGACUUGGAGCUGUCCCAGUACUGGGACAUUCUCUGGAACUGGAAGCUCUCUGGCCCUAGGCUGAAGGGAACUGGAAAGCUUCGGGAGCAGCAGGGCAGGACUCAGUGGGGCUCUGCUGAUGCAGACACACCCACUGCCAUCCCUUAGAUUGCCUCACGUUCCUGGCAUGUCCUAAGGCACUGUGCUGUUGUGUCUCUGGUUUUUAGGAGAGGUGGAAGAUGCCAGUUUUGCUGUAUUGGAUACAGUGAAAAAGGAUAUAUAGUGUAUUGUAAUGUGGCAGAGUCCUCAAAUCCUUGUUUAGGCAAAGCUGCUCAGUAUUGGGAGGAGUUUCUGUAGGAGAGAAAGUCUUGGUUUGCAGGACUGCAAACCCAGAUGUGGUAGCCCAUGAUCUUUGGGCUGUGCACUCCAGCUCUUCAUUUCAAAGUAAUAUUUAAGCCACAGCUUUGCCUAUUCUAAUUAUUCUUAGUGUUCAGGUUGUUCUUAGGUGGAGGAUAGGCGAGCCCCCUGAGAUGCUGAGCAGGAAGGGAGGCUGAAGGAGAAGAAGCAGCACUGACAGCUGGAGUUGCAGCCAGUCCCAGGCCCUGGGCCGCAACUCUGUUUUGUGUGUCCUGGAUCCUCCCUGUCCUACCUCUCCCCCUCCCUCCUGCGCUUUUGUGACACCUUUUUUUCUCUCCUGUACCUUUUCUUUUCUCUUGGUUCUUCUGUCCCAUCAAAGUAGGGCUUUUAGAACUGUACCAGCAUUAAAGAAAGGGCCCAAGGCAAUGCUGAAAUCACUCUCUCCUUUGGGAUUUAGCAUCCUUUGUACAAAGGUUGAGAUAGCAAAAACCAAAAGUCAUUGCACAUUUUCUGUGAGAACUAAAGACUUCUUACUGCUUUCCUAAGCCAUGCAGGAACACCAGAGGCCUUUUGGGAAGGGAAAAUUACUAUAAAAUACAUUUCUGUAUGUUUCUGUGUAAAGUUUUUUACUGAAGAUCACCUUAAAGAGCAGAGUUGGGUUCAAUAAUGUUAUUUUGUUGGCUUCAACACUGUUUCUCUCAAAUCUUUUUACUGAGAAAAGUAUAAAAUAGGACUAUAUUAUUUUCAAACACACUUUUCUGUCCUUAAAUAUCUUGUAGUUGUUAAUGUGUAUUUUUGCAGCUGUGAGUCUAUGAUAAAGACUUUCUUUUGAAACUCAACAGCAUUUUGGACUAAAGCAAACUUUGUUAUUGUCCUAGGGUGAUGUUAUGAUGCUUGUAUCCCCAUCCCCAUCUGUUUAUGCUGUAUAUCAUGUUCUGUGCCUUCAAGACUGGCUGUGAAGAGCGAAUGUUUUGUUUUGGUUUUGCUAUCAGCCGCUCCCCCACGGCUGGCAGGACACACAGACAGGGCAGUACAUGGGUGCUGCUUUUGCUUGGCUUUUUGCUUUGCUCUUGCUUCUGCUUUGCUCCUGCUUUGCUCUUGCUUUUUGCUUCUACUCAUUAGUUAGUUUAGCUAAGCAGUCUAAAUUUUCCCUGGGCUGUUUCUCCUUUUCCUUUUUUGGACCCACUUGAACAUGCUUCGGACUGGGACCUGGGAAACACCGAGAGUUUGCACCUUGUGGCUGCAGCAGCUGCCCCAGCACAGGACGGACUGAGAACAGAGCGACCACCCCCAAGAGGGACUUUCUGAAUUUGUCAUCAUUUCAGAGCGGUGAAAGAGUGGUGUCACCUGGUAUUGAUCCUUUUGUGUGCUGGGGGGUGCUGUGCCUGUUAAAUAAACGGGUUCUUUCCACUUCUCUCCAAGGAAUCCUUCCCGACCCGGUUGUGGGGAGGGGCCGUGUGGGUUUGCUUUCUGGAGGGGCUCCCUUUGGAGGUUUUCUCCCAAAUUUGCCCCUAAACCAGGACAAAAUUUGGCGCCCAACGCGUGGGAUUCGAGAGAGAGUGGAAAAAACCCUGUUUUGAGUGCAUUUUGGUUGCCAUUACUCUGUGUUGGUAUAAAGCAAUUAAUAGCCAUGCUUCUUGAAUUCAUAAUGUCUCUUGGGGUGAAGGCUUGCAUGCAUUUCUAGUCCCUAGGGUUUUUUAAGAUCUUAAUACCUCUAUGGUCCCUAGGUUUAUUUUCUUAUCCAGAAAUAGCUCUAGCAUUGUCCCUAAUACAUAGUUUUUACAGCAGAGGAGCAGUGACCAGAAUAGCUCUCCUGCUGGGCUUGGUGGUAAUGAUUUGUAAGAAGUUUAUAAACAUGCUGGGGUCUGCUCCAGGUAUGAAUGGCUCGUGGCUAUGGUUAUGCUCCCAGUUUGUUAGAGGAGGAGCAGGGGAUGUGGCUUUUCAGCCUUUGCUUUCCUUUUUCUCCUCUGAAUCUCUUACAUCGCUAUUGGAGAAUGUUCAGUUUACCCUGAAUGUUUGAGACCAUCUUUCUGGUAUUCAAUCUGGUAAGCUUCCUCUAUACAGUCUGCUGCUUCUCCAGAAUGAGGGCUGAGAUUUCUAGAUGGGCUGAUGAGACCCCUGACCCAGGAGUAGACCCAGGUGUGGAAAAUCGUGAGUGGUGUGGGAAAUGGGAGGAUAUGGGCCAAAUCCUGAAGGAAUUCUCUGACCCUAUAGUCUGGGACUUUCCCCAUGAACAAAUUCAGAACCCAGCUGAGGUGAGGAAAUACCUGAAAGAGAAGUAGCAGGAUGACCCUAAGGAGGAAAAGAUCAUUGCAGUGAGCCGGGCCCUGGCUUGUGCUUAUCGCACAUUGCUAGAUACUGUCGGGCAGCAGACAGAGG